This is a messenger RNA of Labeo rohita (rohu), 1359 nucleotides long. RefSeq names its product distal membrane arm assembly component 2 (gene dmac2). The transcript is spliced from 6 exons. The record is from RefSeq and is a predicted model, not a curated record. Gene Ontology annotation, biological process: SCF-dependent proteasomal ubiquitin-dependent protein catabolic process. Bases 320 to 1114 code for a protein of 264 amino acids. Gene Ontology annotation, cellular component: SCF ubiquitin ligase complex. NCBI's taxonomy places the organism in Eukaryota, Metazoa, Chordata, Actinopteri, Cypriniformes, Cyprinidae.
GUAACGUUGGUUACUGAAGUUAAAUAAACGCUUCGAACACGGUCACAGUAUAUAUAUUAGCAUAUGAUAACAAACUAUUCAUUCACAAAAUAUUUCGAAGCGUCAGUGUUUUGAAAACGCCCAUUACAGGCUGUGUCCAAAAUCGCCCCUUCUGCGCUUAUAUUGAACACUAUUUGAGAGGACAGCCAUUUGUAGUAAACCAUAGUUUUAUCGAGUGCCAUAGCGCGUUCCAAAAAACGAGUGUACAGCCGAUGUUUGAUGAUAGCUUUUAGAGCUCCUUGGUUUGUCCCUUCACAGCCCCCAUAGAAGAAAAACAAAUAUGGCAGCCUCCUUGUUGUCUCAAGCCAUUAAAAGAUGUUCAGCACACACCUGUGCUGCUGCUGCUGUCAGGAGGGCUUUGAGUUCAAGUGCUGCCACUCCAUCUGUCUUCACCAGGUUCUUAUUAAAACUCAGUCAAUACUUCUAUGAUGUGGAGAACGUUUUGAAUUGGAACGACUGGUUGAGGUCUCAAUCCGUCAUACGCAAAAAUAGGUUAUUUGGUUAUGCACAGAAGAAUUUUGGGAAUAAUGUAGCAGCAGCUUAUUAUAUUCUGACUCUCAGAGGGAGCUUCAGAUUUGCUGGUCAGUCUGAAUGGUUUCGUACAGACUCUAGAGGAAAAUUCAGCUAUGACUUCAUGAGCACACCUGACACACAAAUUGUGGAAGUGGAUCUGAGUGGUACCCUUAUAAACCAUAAUGGACUUGAAAACCUUGUGAAACAGACUAAACUUCAGAGUCUCUCUCUGCGAGGAUGUCCUGAAGUAGAUGACUGGUUCCUUGCAUGUCUUCAUGUCUUUGGAGAAAGUCUGGUGGAGUUAGACCUGUCCCACUGCUCUCGUAUCACUGUGGGAGGCCUCGCUGCAUUACAGAACCUCAGAAAGCUACAGCGGCUGGACGUUUCCGGGCUUCCACGGCUGCAGAAUCCCGGUCUGGUACGGAUUCUAUUGGAGGAAAUGCUGCCGCACUGCCAGGUUACUGGAGCUGAAUACGAGCAGGGCCUGAUCCAGCCAGACAGCCAAGAGCAAACAGAAAACCAUCAUGAAGCUUCCACACACACUGGACUUAGACAUCUAUAAACUAUGGGGCUGCUGACAGUGGAGUUUCAGUAUUAUCGUUCAUUACCAUGCCCAAACAUGUUAUUUUAAUAAAGUGCUGUACACAUGUAUAGUCUAUGUUUCUGUUUUCACAGUGUAAAAAAUGUAUUUGAGCAUUGUUUUCAGACACAAUAAAUAUGCACAUUUAAUAUUUAAGUUGUACUUAAAUAUGGUUUAUUAAAUAUAACCUAAACUAUUCUACAAUUAAAAAAAAGAAAAAAAAAAAA